AUGGGAGAAAAGAUUGAUCUAGUCUUCAAUUGUCAGCACUACGCAGAAACUAAGAAGAUUCAAGUUGCUGCUACUGAGUUCUAUGAUUAUGCUUUGAGUUGGUGGGAUCAGCUAGUUACAAAUAAGAGGCGCAAUGGUGAAUACCCUGUUGAGACUUGGGCAGAGAUGAAGGCUCUUAUGCGCAAGAGGUUUGUGCCUAGCCAUUACCACCGAGAUCUCCAUCAGAAGCUAAGAAAGCUCACACAAGGCUCACGGACUGUAGAAGAGUAUUUUCAAGAGAUGGAGUUGUUGAUGCUGAGAGCUUGCAUAUCAGAGGAUAGAGAAGCUACUAUGGCACGGUUUCUUGGAGGACUUAACCGUGAGAUACAAGACAGUGUGGAGAUGUAGCACUACUUGGAGAUGGAGGAGAUGCUACACAAAGCUAUCUUAGUGGAGCAACAAGUCAAAACGAAAGGGCACUUUCGAUCUAGUUAUGGAACUAAAUAUCAAGGAACUAAGGAGGACAAACCGAGUUAUCAGAAGGAGAGAAAGCCAUAUCAGAAAGAGGAGGCCAAGCUUGUUAGUAGCUACAACAAAGACAGGGGCAAAACCGAAGCUACUAGUACAAGAGCUCGAGAUUUGAAGUGUUUCAAGUGUAAUGGGCGAGGGCAUUAUGCGAAUGAGUGUACUAACAAGAGAAUCAUGAUCGUUCUUGAGAAUGGAGAAUAUGAAUCUGAGGAUUAUGUAUCUGGAACUGAUCAUGAGGAAUCUGAAGGAGAAUGUGAAGAAGAACCGGUAAAAGGGAGGCUGUUGGUGGCAAGAUGACUUCUGAAUCUACAAUCCAAGACCGAAGAGCUCGAGCAGCGUGAGAAUUUGUUCUAUACAAGGUGUCUUGUUCAAGGAAAGCUGUGAAAUGUUGCUAGUGAGACAAUGGUGAAGAAGCUAGGAUUGAAAGUGCAGAAACACCCAAGGCCAUAUCGGUUGCAAUAGCUUACUGAAGAAGGCGAGAUGAAGGUAUCUACUCAAGUCUUGAUACCUAUUUCUAUUGGGAGAUAUGAGGACGAGAUUCUCUGUGAUGUGUUACCAAUGGAAGCGAGCCACAUCUUGCUUGGGAGGCCAUGGCAAUUUGAUAGACGUGAAUAUAAAGAUGUAUUUCCGGAAGAUAACCCCAGUGGUUUGCCACCCGUACGUGGGAUUGAGCAUCAGAUUGACUUUGUACCAGGAUCUGGUCUUCCUAAUCGACCAGCAUACAAGACCAAUCCAGUUGAGACCAAGGAACUCCAAAGACAAGUUGAGGAACUGAUGGAGAAAGGUCACAUACGAGAGAGCAUGAGCCCAUGUGUCGUACCAGUGCUUCUUGUUCCUAAGAAAGAUGGUAGCUGGCACAUGUGCUUUGUUGUGAGUGCAGAUGGAGUAAAGGUGGAUCACGAGAAGGUGAGAGCAAUUCAAGAAUGGCUGAGUCCUAAGACAGUAAGUGAAGUGAGGAGCUUCCAUGGGCUUGCUGGCUUCUAUAGGCGGUUUGUAAGAGACUUCAGUACCAUAGCAUCUCCCUUGACAGAGGUGAUCAAGAAAGAAGUCGGAUUCAAGUGGGGAGAAGCACAAGAAACUGCCUUCCAAUGCCUUAAAGAGAAGCUUACUCAUGCCCCUCUUCUUAUACUUCCAGAUUUUAAUAAAACUUUUGAGAUUGAAUGUGAUGCCUCUGGUAUAGGAGUGGGUGCUGUAUUGAUGCAGGAAAAGAGACCUAUAGCUUACUUCAGUGAGAAGCUUGGACGCGGCACUCUCAACUAUGCAACUUAUGAUAAAGAGUUGUAUGCCUUGGUGAGAGCUUUGCAACCUUGGCAGCACUACUUAUUGCCCAAAGAAUUUGUGAUACACACGGAUCAUGAGUCUCUCAAGUACUUGAAAGGACAAAACAAGCUCAGCAAGAGACACACAAGAUGGGUAGAAUUCAUAGAAACAUUUCCUUAUGUCAUCAAGUACAAACAAGGUAAAGAAAAUAUAGUUGCUGAUUCACUAUCUCGAAGACAUGAAGAUUACUUGUUCUAUGAUAAUCAUUUGUGUGUGCCUCACUGUUCUUUGAGAGAUUUGUUUGUCAGGGAAUCCCAUGGAUGAAGUCUUAUGGGACAUUUUGGUGUAGCCAAGACCCUUAAAGUUUUGCAGGAUCAUUUUUUUUGGCCACACAUGAGGAGAGAUAUAGAAAGAAUCUGUGAAAGGUGUGCAACCUGCAAGCAAGCUAAGUCCAAAGUCCAAACUCACGGUUUGUAUACUCCUUUGCCCAUUCCUUAUCAUCCUUGGAAUGACAUUUCUAUGGACUUCAUUGUUGGGUUGCCUAGAACUAGAACCGGAAAGGAUUCAUUCUUUGUUGUUGUUGAUAGGUUCUCUAAAAUGGCACAUUUCAUAGCUUGUCAUAAGACUAAUGAUGCAUUGCACGUUGCUAAUUUGUUCUUUAAAGAGCUUGUACGCUUGCAUGAAAUGCCUAAGACUAUAGUUUCAGAUAGAGAUACUAAGUUUCUUAGUUAUUUUUGGAAAACUCUAUGGUCUAAACUUGGAACAAAAUUGUUAUUUUCUACUACUUGUCAUCCUCAAACUGAUGGACAAACUGAAGUAGUUAAUAGAACUCUAGGAACUCUCUUGCGUGCAUUCAUUAAAAAGAACUUGAAAUCUUGGGAAGAUUAUCUGCCUCAUUGUGAAUUUGCAUAUAACCGUUCUAUGCAUUCUGCUUCUAAGUUUUCCCCAUUCGAAAUUGUUUAUGGGUUCAAUCCGACCUCACCUUUGGAUCUAAUGCCUUUACCUGAGUUAUGGAUCCACCUUAGGAAGGUGAGAUUUCCAAAUGAAAGGAAAUCCAAGCUGAUGCCGCGUAUUGAUGGCCCUUUUGAAGUUAUAAGGAAGAUCAGCAACAAUGCAUACAAAAUGGACUUGGAAGAUGAACCAGAUUUGAGGACAAAUCCUUUUCAAGUGGGAGGGGAUGAUGUGAUCAUGGAACAGCUAUCUGAUGAAGACAAGGAGAUCAAAGGCAAACCAGCUGAUGAGGAUGCCUUAGCGACUCCAGUAGGGCCUAUGACUCAUUCCAGAACCAAGAGACUUAAUGAGACCAUUGAAGGAUUGCUUGGUAGAAGCUUGAUCAACCAAGACACACUUAUCACCAUUCAAGCUACUUCCCCAUCAAGCUGA
Brassica oleracea var. oleracea is the source of this 3150-nucleotide messenger RNA. RefSeq lists its product as uncharacterized. Gene Ontology annotation, biological process: DNA integration. The record is from RefSeq and is a predicted model, not a curated record. NCBI's taxonomy places the organism in Eukaryota, Viridiplantae, Streptophyta, Magnoliopsida, Brassicales, Brassicaceae. Gene Ontology annotation, molecular function: zinc ion binding; nucleic acid binding.